AUGGGCUCCUGCAACAGGCGGACUGACCCCAAACUCUUCAUCAAAUCCAUUGCACAAACCAUCUGGCAUUAUGCUUUCCAAGCACUGCAGUGCCCAGUUCGACUCCUGAAGACUUCAGGGACACGUCCAGGAGUAGCUUUCUUAGCAACAAAUGACCGGACACCCCUGAUGAUCGCGGCUCAGGGGAACCAUACGGCCAUCUGCUCUCAGCUGCUCCAGAGGGGCGCCAAGGUCGACCUCCCGGAUAAGGAUGGCAAGACACAAAAUCCUGCUAUACUCAAACCCCUCAUAGACUGGGUUCAGACAUCCAACAAAUGGUUUGCUGAAAUCGUGUUUAUCAAGCCGAAUGCUCAGUGUUUUUAUAGCGUGCCCUCAGAGAGCGGGAAGGACACCGACGUGAGUAGCCUGGCCUUCCAGAGCGAGGCAGGAGACCAGAGUGACGACGAAGAAGAGGCGGAGGAAGGGUCCGAGUUACGGGAGUGGCGGAGCAGAUUCCGGGAGGAAAAGAUGAAAGUCAUCCAGCUGGAACUGCAGCUGGACCAAAAGACCAAAGACUGCCAGCUCUUCUCCAAGGACUGCCAGCUCUUGAAGGAGAAAGUCUGGGACCAAGUACAGGAGAUCAGCCAGCUCCUGCCGGAUCGGGAGGGACGUAGCCGCGACUGGCGGCUGCUGAGCCGGGAUCUCACGGAGGGGGACCACUGCCUGGACCUUCUGGCCCAGCAGGUCCAAGAGCUGAAGGAGAGGAAGAAGCAGCAGGAAGCAGAGAAGGAGCUGCCCAAAGCUUCAACGCAAGGGGUGACGAGUCCCGCUAAGCUCCAGCCGGGGAUAGCCCGGUGGCCCGGCGAGGAAGAGGCGGAGGAGCUGAAGCGCCUGCAGAGCGAGCUGGAGGCAGCCCUGGAGGGGAAGGCCACGGCAGCCCGGCGGGUGGAGGAGAUGGAGGGGCACAUGGAGAACAUGAGGGCCGUCAUCGGGGUCUUUGAAGCCAAGAAGAAGUCGCAGAACGCGGCCCUCAAGGAGAUGGAGGCUCGGACGCAGCAGCUGGGCGAAGAGAACCGAAAGCUGCGGGGGCUUCUGGGGAAACAUCUGGCCGGGCCCCCCGAGAGCGGCCUUGCCCAGGCGAAGGUGGCCCAGUGCAUUAAGGAGAUGGAAGAGACCCAGUUCAAGGCCCGGGAGGAGAUGGUGGCCAUGCUGGCUGAAAAUGAAGACCUGAAAAAGGAAGCUGAGGAGGCCGUCCGCAGCAGGUUGCAGUUCCAAGCGGUGCCGUCCGGCGCAGUCAAGAAAUGCGUUGCGGCCUGGAAGAAGGUGGUCACCGGCCUGGAAGGGGCACUGGCUAAGCUGGAAGAAGCCUCUUCUGCCCUCCUGGACAAAGUCCGUCCUCUCCAAGAAGCCAUUUUGGAGCCUCCUUCCAAAACCUUGGUCAACGGCAACGGUCUUCCUGAAGAAGAGAAGAAUGGCCACCAGCCGGCCCGCUCGGAGACCCUGGAGGAGCUGCAGAAAAGUGAGGUAGAAAAGGCCCAGAUCCAUAAUGGUCUUGUGGGGCAGGUGAAGCUCAGGCCGAAACCUGAGGGGGUGGAAAACAAGGCCCGUCCAUGCCGGAGAAGCUCCGAUCUGGAGAAGGAGGUGUGGGACCUCAAGCAGAGCAACGGCGGCCUGGCCCAGGAGUUGGCCCAGCUGAGCAGGGAAAGGGAGAAGCUCCAGGAACAGCUCCAGAAGUUACACGGCCCCGCUGAGGGUUCUCCUCGGGUCGAGAAGACCGAGCGUCUGGUGGACGAGUUGAAACAAGCGGUGGAGGUCUUAUCUGAGGAGCUCUCGCUGGAGAAAGAGGAAUCGGGCAAGCUGCGCCUGAAGCUGCAGGAGCAGAGGAAGGAGGUGGCGUUUGUGAGGAACAACUUCCUCAAGAAGGUGAGCCAAGAGGCCGGCGGCAUCGUUGGCGACAACCUGGACAGCUGCAUCUUGAAGGAGCUCCACUGGAAGCUGGACAACGUGGUGAAGAAGCAGAACGAGGCCUUGCAGCUGGUCUCCGAGAUGGAGGAGGAGAACCGGGCCUUGGAGGCCGACCGCAACCUCCCGCUUGACCCCAGGAGCCCCGACGAUGGCAAAACCGGCCAAGACAUCUUCUUGGAGGCCUCCGAGGUCAUCGGAGAAAACUGGAAGGUCCGAGAACAGAUGGUAGAACUGGAGAAAGGCUUGCAGGAGAUGAAGAAGCUGCUGGUGGCAUCUCAGGUGACCCAAGGAGGCCUCAAAGCGGCCAGCCUGAUGCAGCUCCUGGACCGAGUCCUGGCCCAGAUGGCCGACCUGCGCCGUGAGGAGGAGCAAGUCCUCGGCAAGUACGAGAAGAUCUGCAGCAUGCUGUCUACCAGGGCUCAGGUCCUGGGGGAGGAGCUGGCGGCUCUCCGGGAGAAAUACGAGGAAGCCAAUGGAGCAUCUGCCCAUCACAAAGACGCCCUGGACCGCGAGCUGCGGAAGACUCAAGAGCUCAUGGCCGAAGCUCUGGAGCACGAGGAGGAAGUGGAAGAGCUGAGAGGGAAGUCCCAGAAGUUGGAGAGCACGGUGGACAAGCUGAACAAGAAGGUGGACGAUAUCGCCAAGAUGUGCCAGGAGAGAGACGGCAAGAUCAAGAAGUUGCUGAAGGAAACGGAGAAGCUCUCGAGCGAAAUCUUGAACCUACGGAGCGAACGCACACGGCUGAUCCUGCAGAACGAGGUUGCGCAAAAGAACCACCAAGAGAUUGUGUCUAUAUACAGGACUCACCUGCUCAAUGCUGCUCAGGGCUACAUGGAUGAAGAGGUCCACGCCAUGCUGUUGCGGAUCCUGAGGACCGACUGAAGUCCAGAAAACCCUGUGGCGAGAAACCAGCUGCCAAUUCUCCCAGGAGCCGGCUCCGAUUUCGGGUAUCGCCCGUU
Messenger RNA from Thamnophis sirtalis, 2903 nucleotides. The record is from RefSeq and is a predicted model, not a curated record. NCBI's taxonomy places the organism in Eukaryota, Metazoa, Chordata, Lepidosauria, Squamata, Natricidae.